Eucalyptus grandis is the source of this 1898-nucleotide messenger RNA. RefSeq names its product cytochrome P450 714A1. The record is from RefSeq and is a predicted model, not a curated record. Gene Ontology annotation, molecular function: monooxygenase activity; iron ion binding; heme binding. Bases 46 to 1626 code for a protein of 526 amino acids. Lineage: Eukaryota; Viridiplantae; Streptophyta; Magnoliopsida; Myrtales; Myrtaceae. The transcript has 5 exons.
GAUCAGUUGCACAGGUAGAGAGAGAGAGAGAGAGAGAGAGAGAGAAUGGGACGAUUCUUCCUGGCGGAGAUGCUUUGGUCCUUCGGGGUGAUGAUCGGAUGCAGUCUUGUGCUUCACUGGUGCAACGUACUGUGGCUGAAUCACAGGAAGCUGAGAAGGAAGCUCUCGGCACAAGGCGUGACCGGACCGCCACCGCACUUUUUCCAUGGCAAUGUCGCCGAGAUGCGAAGCAUCACGACCCAAUGCAAGCCAGAACUGCUCCCUCAAGGCCAAAUCUCCGACGACUGGGCUUGCUCCAUCUUCCCGUUUCACCACCACUGGGCUGGCCGCUAUGGCUCGCUGUAUAUGUACUCAACGAGGCAGAAGCUGAAUUUGUACGUGAGUAGGCCGGAUUUAAUUAAGUUUCUGAACUUACAUAAGCCUUUGGAUUUGGAUAAGCCCUCGACCAUAGCAAAGACGCCGAGUCCUUUAUUCGGCAAGGGCAUUCUGAGGGCCGCCGGACAAAACUGGGCUUUUCAGAGAAAACUAAUUGCUCCCCAAUUCUUCCUCGACAAAGUUAAGGGAAUGAUGGAUUUGAUGGUGGAUUCGACCGUGGCAAUGAUCGAGAAAUGGGAAAGUAUGAUUUUACAGAGCGAUGGGACAGUGGCCGACAUGUAUAUAACUGAAGACUUGAAUAGUCUGUCCGCCAAUGUCAUCGCAAGGGCAUGUUUCGGCAGUUCUUACUCGGAAGGUAAGCAGAUUUUCGCUAAACUGAGGGCCCUUCAGCACGCCUUAGCAAAACCUGAUCGGUUGUUCGGGAUCCACAAUCGUGGAUUUCUUCCUUCCAAGGCGAACAGAGACUUAUGGCGGAUAAGAGAAGAGGUCGACUCGCUGAUAUUGAAGAUGGUUAGAGCUCGCCAGGAAGAAAACCGGAAGGCUCUAAAGCCUGAGAAGGACCUGUUGCAAAAGAUCCUUGAGAGUGCUGAUGUCGACGGCGCCAUGAAUGAGAAAGCGCGCGAUAGUUUUAUCGUGGACAGUUGCAAGAAUAUCUACUUUGCAGGUCAUGAGACGAUAGCUACGACCAUCUCCUGGAGUUUGAUGCUGCUCGCAGUGCACCCGGAGUGGCAGGACCGCAUCCGUGCCGAGAUCUUGGAAUUCUACGGAGAUCAACUUUAUCAUCACGGUUCCCUAGACUUUGAGACGCUUCGGAAGCUUAAAGUCCUGACCAUGGUGAUUCAAGAGACACUGCGCCUCUAUUGCCCCGGGAUCAUACUGGUGAAAGAAGCCACGACAGAUAUCAAGCUGGGAGAGAUUGUUGUGCCCAAAGGCGUCAUCCUCUGGACAUCGAUCCCCGCGCUGCACCGGGACCCUGAGAACUGGGGUCCGGACGCCCACGAGUUCAAGCCAGAGAGGUUCAAGGACGGGGUGUCCGAGGCUUGCAAGCAUCCUCAGGGGUACAUACCGUUCGGGUACGGAAGCAGGUUGUGCCUGGGACAGACUUUCGCGAUGCUGGAGAUGAAGAUCGUUCUCGCCCUCAUCCUGUCCCGGUUCUCGUUCUCACUGUCUCCCGAAUAUCGACACUCCCCGGUUUUCAGGAUGGUGUUGAUGCCGGAGCACGGGAUGAGACUCGUCGUGAGGAAAAUCUAAAUGGGUCAUGGAUUCAGGUUGUCCCCAAAUGCUGGAGCCGAGGAUGUAAAUAGUGGAUAAGCACCGUUCUUCUCAGAAAUUUUCUGAUGCUUCACAGUUCCUAGGACCGAGUUGGAUUUGGCAUCGAAUUACUUUGCAUUUAGAUCUCUGUGGCAUGCGGACAACUCAAGAGCCUUAAUUAUAAGAUGACGGAAUUAAUAUGUUGAAUGACGAGAAAAAUGGGUGGUUUGUGUUGGAAAAUUGCUUUGAAAUUGAGUAGCACAAUGAAGUCA